Molecule: messenger RNA, 736 nt
Organism: Paramecium sonneborni
Lineage: Eukaryota; Ciliophora; Oligohymenophorea; Peniculida; Parameciidae
Source: the annotation of a GenBank genome assembly
AUGGAGAAUUUUAUUUAAAUUAAAUAGUUUUUUAUUUAUNCUAUUUUAAUUUAGUGUAGAGAAUAACAAGCAAGGAGAACUCUUAAAAAAUUAAAAACAAAAUAAGUUAUUAAUAUUGUUUAAUAAGCUACCAAAAAAAUAUACAAUAAAAAAGUUGAAUAAAUUUAAAAAGAAUUAAUUAUGCAUCAAGUUUAUAAAUAAAUGAAUAAAGAUAAAAAAAAAGAAAGCAUAAAAUCUAUUGAUAGUAUUUUUAGAAAUUGUAACAUAUUUUAAUCAAUUUUUAGCUAAAAGUGAAGAAACCUUUCAACAUUCUCAAAAUUAUUAAAAGUUGAUUACAAAUAAAAUGCCAAGUGAAAAUAAAUUUUUUUAACCUAAGAAAUUAAGUGAGAUUAAACCAGUUUAGAGCAAAAACUAAUUAAGUCAUCACAUUAUAUAAAAAUAAGAUACUAGAACUGAUGACUCACCUCCAAGAUUUCAAAGCAGAAAAAUCAGUUUAAUUAAUGAUAAAAUUACUAAUUUAGUAUCUCAAAUAGAUUAGAUAUAAUAAAAGGAGAUUGAUUAAUUGACCUUCAUUAAGUAAUUAGAAAACGAAUAAGAUUUAUAUAAGACUUAUAGAGAAUCUCUUUAGCCAGAUUAAAUUUAAGAUACCUUAAAAUCCCUACUAGGCCCAAGUAACAAUAAUUAUAGAAAACCUUUUAGGUUCAAUAAUAAGAAGUUCUUUAACCAAAUUUUAUGA